Aedes aegypti (yellow fever mosquito) is the source of this 1525-nucleotide messenger RNA. Its product is annotated as spermine oxidase. The record is from RefSeq and is a predicted model, not a curated record. The transcript has 3 exons. NCBI's taxonomy places the organism in Eukaryota, Metazoa, Arthropoda, Insecta, Diptera, Culicidae. The coding region runs from base 36 to 1454 and encodes 472 amino acids. Gene Ontology annotation, molecular function: polyamine oxidase activity.
UCUCCUCUCAGUAUACCGGGAGCAGUCCGUGCGAAAUGAGUGUAAAAAUAGUAAUCGUCGGAGCCGGUGCAGCUGGCCUCGCGGCUGCUACGAAGCUAUACGAAAGUGGAUUGACCGAUUUUGUCAUCCUAGAAGCGAACGAUCGAAUUGGUGGUCGAAUAUGGACGGUUCCCUUCGGAGACAACGUGAUUGACUUGGGUGCCCAGUUUUGUCAUGGCCAAAAGCAUAAUGUCGUAUUUGAGUUGGCUGGGCCACUGAAUCUGUUGGAAGAAUCUUUGUUCUCGAAGCGAAACGUACUUGUGUUCUCGAAUGGAUCACAAGCACCGGUGGAUGUAACCGAUCGUAUGAUGCAUGUGGCGAACCAACUAAUGGAAGCAGAUUAUAUCAGGUCAUCGUCAUCAGAGAACUGUAUCUUGGGCGAAUAUUUCGUGAAGAAUUUUCGUCAAAUACUAUCUCAGCGAAAAGAUUUCCCAAAUGUGGAAGAAACCCUAGUGGAUGAUUUUAUAACAUUUUAUCACAAUUACCUGAAAGGCUAUCUAGCUGUAGAUUCAUGGAAUUCUUUGACUAUGGCCGAAGUUCUGGAUUAUGAGGAAUGUGAAGGCUUCGUUCGUCAAAGUUUGAAAGGAAAAGGUUUUGAUAGUAUUUUGCAACUAUUAAUGAAACAACACCCAGCUCAGAGUUGCAGCGCUAUAUCUUUAAAGGAUAAGAUAUUGUUUAACAAACGCGUGAUGCGUAUUUCACGCGAUAACACUGCAAAUAUGAUAAUCAAAUGUGAAGAUAACAGCGAGUAUUCAGCGGAAUCAGCCGUCAUAACCGUAUCCCUAGGAGUGCUCAAACAAAUGCAUGCUUCAAUUUUUUCACCACCACUGCCAGAUGUAAACGUAAACGCCAUUGAAGGACUUCAUUUUGGAACUGUCAAUAAGGCUUUCUUGGAAUUCCCGGAAGCAUUUUGGAUAGAGCGUGGCAACGUUUUCCGUUUGGUUUGGUGUGAAUCUGACUUGGAGCAACUGCGGUCUUCUAGAUACAGCUGGACUGAAGGGGUGUCAACUUUUUUCGGGAUUGAUGACUAUCCAAAUGUUCUAGCUGCGUGGCUGGUGGGCCCUGAAGGUCGACAAACUGAAAAUCUAGCUGAUGAUGAUAUAAAGGAGGGAUUGCUAAUGUUACUACGGACAUUUUUCAGCGGCUGUACCAUUCCUGAACCAAAAAGAUUUGUCAGAUCCAAAUGGAACAGUGAUCCAAGCUUCUUGGGGUCGUAUUCUAGCCGUAGCUUAGAAACUGAGAAGCUCAAAACUGGAGCUAAGGAUCUAUCGACUCCCGUAAUCGGUUCCGGUGGCAAGCCGGUACUAUUGUUUGCAGGUGAAGCCACUAGUCCAACCCAUUGGUCUACAGUACACGGGGCAAUAGAAAGCGGGUGGCGUGAAGCCGAUCGGUUGAUUCAGUGGUAUCAAUCUUAAGUGUAGUCCAAAGUGUUGUAUUAAGGCAAUAAAUGUGACCUGGGAGGGAGGCACAUAUACUACACACGAAA